CUCCCGCCCCUGACUUCCUCUUGGUUACCGCAGCGGCGGUCCGGCCGCGUUUGGUGUCCGGCCGCAUCUCAGGACGAGCGGGCAUGACGGGCCCUCCGAGCCCCGGAGAGGCGGGGGAGAAGAAACCGAGCCUCUGGGGGCGCCUCCGCGCCAGCCGCCUAGCCUCGUGGUGGAAGAGCCUCCUGCAUGACUAUGCUGAAGCCUGCCAAGAGGUCGCCCGAGGCAUCCGGCAGCGGCCGGGGAAAGCCGGGCUCUACCUCUCGCUGCUGGCUGGAGCGGCGGGCUGCAGCCUCCGCAACCCCGGCGAAGCCUCCUUCGACUCCAGCCUCCUGGAAGCCUCGGGGACCCUCCUCCUCCUCUCGCCCUGGACGCGUAGCAGUAGCUCGGAAAAGUACAUCCAGCGGUUGAUGGUGCUCCGAAACCGGGGCCAGCUGCGCUUCCAGAGCCUCGUGUUUUUCUCCCUCCUCUACGAGGCGCCUUAUGAUGCCGGAACAGACCUCUAUCAAGCGCACUGCAAGUAUCUGAAACCACGGUGGACGGACUUUCCCAGCCAGGUCCUCGAUAUGGGCUUCUGGGGGCGCUGGUGGGUGUUGCACUCCAAAAUGCAGGAUUCAGACAUUAACCAUGAAGAGUUUCAGUACCUGCCAGAGCAUCUCAGGACCAUUUCUUUUAAUGACUUGCACUCAGAAACCAACGAGAAACUUUUUGAUGAGAAGUACAAAGCUGUGAUUCUGACAGAGGAGCAAAUCCAACAAGCUGACAGGGAAGAUCAAGGGAAACUGCACUCUUAAAGUAAUUGAGUGACUGCAAUAUAUCAAUAGAAAACAAAAUAAAACAGACACUUCAUUAAUGUGGCUUUCUGUUUUCUUCUAGGGCUCAAAUGUUCACUGUGCUAUAUCCUUGGUAGGCUUAGCAAGAUGGGAGAAUAAAUGCUAUCUAAAACUGA
Molecule: messenger RNA, 946 nt
Organism: Candoia aspera
Lineage: Eukaryota; Metazoa; Chordata; Lepidosauria; Squamata; Candoiidae
Gene: TIMM29
Product: translocase of inner mitochondrial membrane 29
Exons: 2
Coding region: 84-791 (235 amino acids)
Biological process (GO): protein insertion into mitochondrial inner membrane
Cellular component (GO): TIM22 mitochondrial import inner membrane insertion complex
Source: RefSeq, a predicted model, not a curated record